UUGUAUUUUUCUGUGUUUACUUAUUUCCCAGCCCCAGCAUCAAAAGAAAACAUUGAAUUUUCCCGUGUGCAACGUUUUCAUCUGGAAAAACUGCAUUGAUCAAUUACAACUCUCUAUAGGUCUUGUUAUGGACCCUUUUGUAAUUAUAAAUGGGGAACAAUGGGAUAUACUUUAUUGUUGCGUCUGUCUCACAUCUUUAGAUAAAGUAAAACCUCCAGCUUUGAGUAUAGAGAUGAAGGAAAACUUCGAACUUGGUGAAAGACUGGAAUCUGUUUAUCCUUUACUGGAUAUCAUAUUCGAAUAUUUGAAUGAUAAAGAUUUAGAUAACGUUAUGAAUGUGAAAAAAUCAUGGGGAUCGAUUGCUGAAAGGCUUCUUAAAAAGAGGUCCCAGCCUUGUUGGGUGACAUGCUACCAAGAUCGUGGAAAUGUUUUUUUUAAAGACAGUGGUAAUUUACAUUUCAACAAUGCAAGUGCUGCAAUUGUUUUAUUCGGGAGACAUUACAAUCUGAAUGAAUACAUUUCUUUACAUGAAGACACAAACACUUUUCAGCAAAUGAAAUUUGUAGAAUAUUUUAAUAAGGAGAUAAUAAGCAGAAACAUAAGUUUUUGCAUAUUAACAUGCCCAAAGGUUGUCUCAUAUUUCUCUCAAGAUGUAGAAAACAGAUAUGGAUCAAUUUUUGAUACGUUGUUUCUGCCUGUCAUACCUGGAAUAAGAACUACUAUGUUUUACUGCAAUUUUUCCAAACUAAAGAAAAACCCAGGUCUCUUGGAAAAACAUAUUAAACCAAGUGAGGAAGUCAAAUGUCUCCUUCUCUUCGAUGAAUAUGAUAUACGAAGCUCUGUUGAUCAUUUGUUCAAGAUUAUUCUGAAGGAAACUAAACCAGAAGAAUUAGCACUUGGAGGCGGGCUUAUCCAUGGUAUAGACGCUUUCAACAAACAAAAGGAAAUUCCUGAGAUAACUCGAAACAAAAAUGAAACGUUCUGCAUAGCGUUCACAAAAGAACGGGGUACGGAACCAAAUUUUAAUGCUGCUUCAUUUGUUAUAAGAGGUAGUGAGCUCACUGAAGAAGAACUGAAUGAAGAACUGCUGAAGUUCAAAAAGAACAUCAUUAUGAGGAGUAAUAGCAUUGCUUUAAGAGUAUGCUGCCAAGCAAAAAAAGGAAAAAAGAAGGAAUCCCUCAUAUUCAAUGCUCAUUUCCCAAAUACUUCACUACUUGGUUUAGAAGCAGCUGGAGAGAUAGGUUGGAACUGUUUCAACCUACCACAUGCAGAAGUUCCAGAACCUGUUGAGAGCAAACCAAAGAAGUCCAAAAAACACUACCCGAAGUUCCAACAUGAAUGGUCAACAGUUUUUGUUGUGAUUACCUGGGGUGAUAUUGUUGAAAUGUGAUUUAUUUAAUUUUAUUGAUGUACAAGAUGUUGAGAUUAUUAUAUCCAUACUAAUAUUUUCUGCUGCUAAACUUGAGAUAUAUUGAUGUAUUUGAUGGAGAAAUAAAAUGAUAUUUGUUCAA
Messenger RNA from Coccinella septempunctata (seven-spotted ladybird), 1511 nucleotides. RefSeq lists its product as uncharacterized. The transcript has 6 exons. The record is from RefSeq and is a predicted model, not a curated record. Gene Ontology annotation, biological process: protein polyubiquitination; positive regulation of proteasomal ubiquitin-dependent protein catabolic process. NCBI's taxonomy places the organism in Eukaryota, Metazoa, Arthropoda, Insecta, Coleoptera, Coccinellidae. Bases 128 to 1390 code for a protein of 420 amino acids.